Molecule: messenger RNA, 3368 nt
Organism: Pocillopora meandrina
Lineage: Eukaryota; Metazoa; Cnidaria; Anthozoa; Scleractinia; Pocilloporidae
Source: the annotation of a GenBank genome assembly
AUGGUUUUUACCUACACGCACCACACUCUACUGCAUGGGAGGCGUGAACUGAUACAAAUGGAAAGGUCAUAGUUACUCCGGCAAACGAGCUGAGAUGAAAAUCAAACCAGUCAAUUUAACUCCAUUGUUUACUUAUUUCGUAACAGCACUGUCUCUGUUUUCUGGUUUCUAAAACGUAGGAAGGGUACGAAGUACAUCACAGAUUGAAGCUUAGUAAUGGGUGAUGGAUGUAUUUUAUUUCAAAAUUUUACGAGUGUCUGUAAAUAAUAAUGAUUUUUGCUUUUAUCUCUUUUCUGUCUGUCAUUAUUGUGAAACUGAACAUAGAGAUUGGCCUGAAGAACGUUGAAGAAAACCAAGGAAGCCUCUCUGAAGACGUUCGUCAUGAAUGUUGAAAAAUCAUAGAAAAUUGAAAUAUUUUAUUUGUCAUCAUCGAUCUUAGUACUCGGAGAGGCCACUAAUGAUUUAAUUGGCUCAAUUUGUUUUCUAGGAACUGUACUCAAAUCGUAAUUUGAACGAGGCCUAAGAGUAUGAUUGCUGAGCUCAGAAGUUGAAUAUAGUCAACAAAAACUCUCUUUCUUUUCUCUCUCUUUCUCUCUCUCUCUCUCUCUCUCUCUCUCUCGGAUUGAAUGAGCCCCCACAAUUGCUUCCCAAAAUUAAUGGAACAUCGAAAGACAGGCUGCCUUAAAAGUCCAUUAAAGACUGCUAAAAUCGGUUCCUAUCUGAAAUUAUAGAAAGCAUUAUUGUUUCCCUUUACGUGCUUUCAGUUAAGCUCAUUACUUCAUACGAUGUCUGAAACCUGUCUUUGGCAAAAAUCUUCAGUCUGAAACAUGUCGUCUGAAUAAAUUAGGUUUCUUCCAGUUUUGGUCACGUAUUCCAAUUUUUAUUCAUUGUGGUUGGGGGUUUUCUUUUUUUGGCAUUUGAUGGAUUAAAACAGAUGAAGGCCCUCUUCAGGUUAUUUUUGGUUCUUUCGUUCCUCAAGUUCUUAUUUCCCUUUAAUUUAGCUCGGGUUGAUUUGUCAUUAUUUGAGGCUUUCAGUUCUGAAGGCUCUCGUUCCGGUUUUUCGGUUUUGACGGAAAUUUUGGUUUUCAGGUUUCCAAUGGGGUUUCCGAUAGGGUUUCCCGAUAGGCUCUAGAGCCCUUCCUUCGUGCUUCAAGUUCUUAUUUCCCUUUAAUUUAGCUUGGGUUGAUUUACCAUUAUUUGAGGCUUUCAGUUCUGAAGGCUCUCAUUCGGGUUUUUCGCUUUUGACGGAAAUUCUGGUUUUCGGGUUUCUGAGAGAGUUUCCCAUAGGCUCCAGUGCCCUUAAGUAUUUAAGAAUGAAGGGUGUAUCUAGUUGACAGUCAAAGUAUCGCUAGAGGCUUUUGCCACGGCUAACUGAAGCUUCAACACCGGCUGAUCAUGGCUCGCACUGAGUCUUCCUGGAUUGUUCUGCUUUUUGCUUUCAUUACAACCAUCCGAGAUGAAACAAUGGCAAAUGCUAACUUAUCACAAGUUUCUCCUUUGAGGGAAAAAUGUCAAAAUGUAUACAACUCCAACAAUUUCUAUGCAGGACCGAACAAGAAAGUCGAAACAUUACUUCAUGAGAUUAAGAAGGAGCUCAAAGAGAUACAAAAGGAUAUCAGCCAUCUGAAGGGAAAUAGAACAAGUGUAGAAGGUAAAUUUCAAAUUGCUGAUCAUGGUUGCAUUUCAAUAUUUCAAAAAAUUAUCUGCAAAAUUUGGGUUGAUUUCUACAGUUUAUUUUGGCAAAGAUCUCCCAUUACGAAGGUUUCACUGUUAUUCUGGUAUGAAAAACAGUUUUCCUCGAUAUGACUAUAUUCGAAUAGCGAGAAAAAGGGGAUGUAAGGUACAACGGAAAUCAGUCAUUUAUUCCAUAUCGUAGUGAUUAUCUCUUUUUCUCUGGAAUACAUCAAAUUUAGCUUGAGACUGGCAGUCAAAUUUAUCCUUUAUUUCAGUCUUUAGGAACUGCGCUGAACUCUACAAAGCUGGAAAGCGAGUCAGCGGUGUUUAUACAAUCGAUCCUGACAAUUCCGGUGCCUUCGAGGUCUUUUGCGACCAAAAGACAGCCGGUGGAGGAUGGACAGUGUUCCAAAAGAGACUGGACGGCUCGGUUGAUUUUUACCGCGGAUGGAACGACUACAAACGAGGCUUUGGAAAUUUAAACGGUGAGUUUUGGCUCGGACUGGACAAGAUACAUAGGCUGACAAAAGAAAGAUGUAGACUUCACGUAGACCUUGAAGAUAUCAACGGAAAUACUGCGUAUGCCGAGUACGACUUCUUUGGUGUUGCCAGCGAGAGAAGCAAAUACAGACUGAGUCUUGGAUCAUACUCUGGUAUGUGGCCAGUACUUUCUAACAUAUCUCUCAGAUGAGGAUUCUCUUGCUACAAUUUCCAUCCCUCAGUACGACACCUGAUUAGUGUUGCAUUUAUUUGUCCAGCGGUAAAGGACGGUCGAUAAUUUGGCCAAAUAAAACGAGAUAUUUGUCACUCCAAGGGACCAUUACAUUAUUGCAUAGUUACAUCUGUACAAUUUCAUAAAAGCCAUUUGGGUAUUAAGUUUUUCGCAACCAAGCUUUUUGGCGUUUACCUUUUUUGCAAUUUCCCGACCAAAUUGUUGUAUUCCUUAAUCUUACCUAAUGGAGAAUCAAACAUCAUUUUUCAAAAAAGUGCUGUUCGAUGAGGUUAAGUUCCAUUCCAGUAAUAUGUAACAUUUUUUCUCUCUGAUUCUGGUGAAAAAGCUUUAUGUUCCAUAUUUUUGUGUUUCUUCAAAGGAACUGCUGGUGACUCAUUUUCUUAUCACAGAGGCUCAGCAUUUUCCACCAAAGAGCGAGACAACGACCAGAAUGGUAGCACCAACUGUGCCACACGUUGCCAAGGAGCCUGGUGGUACAAGGCCUGUUUGAAUUCCAAUCUCAAUGGUCUUUACCUACACGGCCCACACUCUACUUCAUGGGAAGGCGUAAACUGGGACAAAUGGAAAGGCGCUAGUUACUCCGCCAAACGAGCUGAGAUGAAAAUUAAACCACUUAAUUAAACUCCACUGUUUACUUAUUUCGUAAGAACACUGCUUCUAUUUUCUGGUCCAAAACGUGAAGGGUACAUAGUACAACACAGAUUGAAGUUUAGUAAUGGGUGAUGAGUGUGUCUGAAAAUAAUCAAAUUUUUUCUUUCAUAUUUGAUUUUGUCUGUCAUUACUGUGAAACUAAGCAAAGAUUGGCUUGGAGAACGUUGAAGAAAACCGGAGACGAGAGAAGACAGAAAACGCCUAAGUUUGCCCGAAAAUCAAUAUUUCCAAACCAGAAACUUUCUAAGUUUUUAAGACGAUCGUCGAGAAUGUUGCGAAAUCAUAGAAAAUUAAAAAAUUAUAUUUGUCA